GUAUGCCAGUAUGUGCAGCUACAGAACCGGUGCAAUCGAAGAGCUCCUGGCGCAGGUCAAAGCAAACUGCAGCGGUUUGCUGGUUCUUCUGCGCUCUUUGUGCAGACGGCUCGGCCCCAGGACCAAGUUCUGCUUUUGGACGCCUACCCUGCUGUUCAUGAAGACCUUCUUCGCAAUAUCGAGCUACUGCAAGGCCCCCUUGAAAGGAAGGACGUCCAGAUGCUUUGCGCUGACUCGUAUCGCUGGCUGCUGCAGCAGGAAGUUUCUCUCUUCGGCAACAAAGGGGUGGUCUUCCUCGACCCGCCGUAUGACUCUGUGAAUUCUUUUCACAUCUGGAACCUUUUCAUGAUUCAGUUUCUGCGCACGAGAUGGCCUAGCCUCACCGUUGCCCUUUGGUACCCGUUCAUCGAUGAAGUCCAGACUGCAAAUCUGCACAAGCGCCUCGCAGAUCUAGGGGUUGGCGAUGUUCUAGUUGCUGAGAUGGAGGUUGAAAGACCUUUCCAAGAGCAGGCAUUCCGGUCCGGUGUGGCCCUCAUGGGCGCACCAGUGGACUUAAAGUCUAAGCUCGUGGGCGAGCUGUCCUCCCUUGGGGAGCUUUUUGGCAACG
Molecule: messenger RNA, 607 nt
Organism: Symbiodinium pilosum
Lineage: Eukaryota; Dinophyceae; Suessiales; Symbiodiniaceae
Source: the annotation of a GenBank genome assembly